Messenger RNA from Salvelinus namaycush (lake trout), 926 nucleotides. RefSeq names its product reelin-like. Lineage: Eukaryota; Metazoa; Chordata; Actinopteri; Salmoniformes; Salmonidae. The record is from RefSeq and is a predicted model, not a curated record. Gene Ontology annotation, molecular function: lipoprotein particle receptor binding. Gene Ontology annotation, biological process: neuron migration; central nervous system development. The transcript is spliced from 5 exons. Bases 54 to 926 code for a protein of 290 amino acids.
GUCUGCUGGCCGUGUGGCAGGAGGUGAUUGGUGGAGAGGUGGUAACACCUGACAUGGGCUGUGGGGUGGUCUCCUCUGGGUCCUCGCUCUACUUCAGCAAGGCCGGAUUGAGGCAGCUGGUGAGCUAUGACCUGGACACAGAGUGGGCAGAAUUUGUGCAGUUUUACCUGCGUGUGGGCGGAGACUGUGUACAAUGUAACAUUGCAGACAGCAGGGAGGAAGGAGUGCUGCUGCAGUACAGUAAUGACGGAGGAAUCAGCUGGGGACUCAUCGCUGAGAUGUACUUCACCGACUUCACCAAGCCACGGUUUGUCCACUAUGAGUUGCCACAGGCCUCUAAGACCCCGUGUACCCGGUUCAGAUGGUGGCAGCCCCUUCACUCUGGGGACGGCUACGACCAGUGGGCCAUCGAUGAUGUCAUCAUCUUGUCAGAGAGAGAGAAACACAUCAUCCCCAUGGCCAACCCCACUAUGCCACAGAACUUCUAUGAGAAGCCGGCGUUUGACUACCCUCUGAACCAGAUGAGUGUGUGGCUCAUGCUGGGCAAUGAGGGUAUGGAAAAGGAGAGGAACAGCAGCUUCUGUGCUCCCACCCCCUCUGCCAUGGUGUUCGGGCGAUCUGACGGAGACAGGGUGGCAGUGACCAGAGACCUGGUGCUAAGACCAGGGUACACACUGCAGUUUAAGUUGAACAUCGGCUGUGAGUCCCAGUUCAGUGCGUCAGCCCCAGUUCUGCUGCAGUACUCCCAUGAUGCUGGCCGUACCUGGGCGCUGGUGAAGGAGGGCUGUUACCUAGGCUCCUCUGGGGCGGGCGGCUGUGAGGGCAGUGUGCGGGAGCUCAGGGAACCCACUGUCUAUGCCACGGGAGACUACGAAAGCUGGACCAGGGUUACCAUUGUCAUUCCGCGUAACGUGGCCGCCAGGUAG